Messenger RNA from Struthio camelus australis, 5820 nucleotides. RefSeq names its product 3 beta-hydroxysteroid dehydrogenase type 7. Gene Ontology annotation, molecular function: 3-beta-hydroxy-Delta5-steroid dehydrogenase (NAD+) activity. Gene Ontology annotation, biological process: steroid biosynthetic process. The record is from RefSeq and is a predicted model, not a curated record. Lineage: Eukaryota; Metazoa; Chordata; Aves; Struthioniformes; Struthionidae.
UGGUUCAGAAAACAGAUUGGCUAAGAGACUAACAGCACAUGAUAGGAUCUGGGCAGCAACCUUCUUGCUAUUCCUCAACCACAAAAACAUCUUCAAAAAUGGAUGGUGCCUGGGUCUACCUGGUGACAGGAGGAUGCGGUUUUAUCGGGGAGAAGAUUGUAGAGCUCCUGUCUCAACAAGACUACAUCAAAGAGGUCAGAGUUUUUGAUUCUGUAGCAAGAGAAGAAGUAGAAAAAUUUACCACAGCUACCACUCGUGUGACAGUGAUGAAAGGAGACAUCCGAGACUACAAUCUGCUCCUUGCUGCCAUGCAGGGAGUUCACGUGGUUAUUCACACAGCUGCUAUUGUGGACUACAGAAACACUGUACCCUUCUGGGAAAUGAGAGCUGUCAAUGUCGAGGGUACUCGGAAUGUGUUAAAGGCCUGCUGUGUCCUGAGCAUCCCGUAUGUUGUCCAUACAAGUUCCAUUGCUGCAGUGGGACCCAACACUUCGCAUGAGCCCAUGUUCAGAGGAAACGAGGAUACCAAAUACAGUGGGGAAGUGGAGCUGCCUUAUGGGAAGACAAAGGCCAUGGCAGAAAAACUGGUAGCUGAAGCCAAUGGAAGAAAGCUCAGCAACAGUGGGAAACUUGCAACCUGCAUCAUCCGGGCAAACAUGGUAUAUGGAGAGAAGGCAACGUUUCUUAAAGAUUUGUAUUUACGGACCAAAGCCAGGAACAGCGUGUUGAACUACCUAGAGCCUGAAAACACAGAGCGUAAUUGCACGUAUGUGGGGAACGUUGCAUGGAUGCAUGUCCUCGCAGCAAGGAACUUGCAGCUGAAACCAGACUUACUUGCUGGACAAGUGUAUUAUUCCUAUGAUGACACUCCAACAAGAAAAGGGUUUCUGAUCACGCAUCAACUGUUGUCCUCUGUGGACCCUUCAGUACGACUGGGCUCACACAUCCCUUACUGGAAGAUGUGGUUAAUAAUACACUUUCACAGAAUAAUCAAGGUCAUCUUGUACCCUUUUUGGAAGCCACAGCCUUUCCUAAACUUGCCUUUACUGAACACAAUAGUCACCACCUUCUCCUAUGAGACAGACAAAGCCUUCAGGCAUUUUGGGUACAAACCCCUCUUCAGCUGGGCAGAGGGCAAACAGAGGACUACACAGUGGUUGAAAGCAACUAUAGGAAACAUGGGAUCCCACCAGCUUCAUGAAAAGGAGAACUAAGCAGCAUGUUUUGGAGAAAGAGAGAGCUUAUCACAACAGCAAGUUUCAUCUGAAUUUCACAACACACAACUCCUGGGCAGGAAUUUUGCCGACAUCAGGAAGUCCUUAUACAGGCAGAGAGGGAGCAGAACUCUCUGGCUGCAGGUACACACCCUUGCCACACCAAGAAGUCCACUCUUUCAAGCGUCAUAUGAAAAAAACAUGGUGCAUCUGAAAGUAUCCUCUUGCCGUGAUAUAGAGUCAGUGAUGUAUGGACAGAUGCAGGUCUCGCUGGCCUCACUCAUUCCAGCAAUGCCACCCCUGCACUGGGAUCACCCAUGGAAACAAGGGACACACAAUUAGAAGAGAGAUGGCGCUCAAAGGCAUUUUUUACUUCAGUUUACUAGUUCUGCUCCAAAGCACAACGGACCAACUCCAAUACCCUGAUCUCAAGCAGCUAAGCAGGAUAUCUUUAUUUGGCAACAUGCUAAAGGGGUCUCCAGUGAUAAUUCUUGGAGAAGAGCAGGAAAGCCCAGAAAGAUCUUUUAAAGGUUUAGGCAAAGUUUUAGUUUCAAAGUUUUAACAGAAAAGAAAAAGAUUUUUCCCUUUUCCAGAACCACUUUUUUCCCAAGAUUCGUCUUAUUUUUCUAAACUUGUGAGAUAUUAUAUCUCUCUUAAAUAUUAUAUCUAUUAAAGGAAAUGUAUGAUAUCUUGCACUAACAAUGCAUUGGUUGAGUUACAUUCUAGCUGUACAGCUUGAGACCUGAUAACUACAAGCUUAGAGAUGCGCUACAUAUAGUUUGUAACUCCAGUGCUGUAACCUCACUUCACGCUAGCGGUAAGGCAAAAGAAAUUAAAUCCCACAUUCAACCACCACACUGGCAGGAGGGAACUUUAGUGAAGGCCUUAGCAGCUGUAUUUAUGCUAAAUAAUGUCUGAACUUCAGAAACUAGAAGUUAUUUUAACUCAUUCCGUUAUGCCGGAGCUACACAGUCCUUCGGGGAACAACGUUUCACAGAUGAGAUUUUUCUAACACAGAUGGGACACGCACUUACAGAGAAUUCACAAUGAAAAUUCACAGCACAACGAUGACUGUGGUUCGUAUCAGCUUACCAGCUCCUCUAUUUUUAGGACAUACAGAGAGAGUGGUAAACCAAUAAUAAGCACAACAGAGAUUUCAGUUUUCACUUGAACUUGGAGAAGCAGGAAAUUUCUACAAUACUUGUUUAAAUUUAAAAUUAAUUCUAUUAGUAUCAAGCUGUUUAAAGUACUUCCCUGUUUUAUGAACAUGUAACCAUCUCUCAAGUCUUCCUACAAUGAAGAUGCAUGCAUACCCAAUAAAAGCUUAUUUUAAUUAGAAGAGCCCUCAUCCUCAUGGAAAAAGCAAGUUUCAGCAUGAUAUGUUUGAUAGAAAUGAUCAAAAUUCGCUUCUUGUUAGUUACAGUAAUUACCCAGUAAUGAAAGUGAAGCAAUACUGUGUGAGGUGCCAAGUUAACUUCAUUGAAAUUCACAAUCACAUGCGAAUUCUUUGCAAAACAAGCUUCCAUACCAAAAAAUCACGUGCUCAGGUAAUUCAUGAAUAAUUCCAUACAACAAAUAAAUUUCUGGGGAAAAAAAUUGCAAUCUGCUCCUAUAAAAUUUGGGAAGGUGAAAUGAACUGCGUAAGUUAUCAGUUCCCUACGUUUUAUCCUUGAUCUAUUUGUGCUGGGAAGUUUUUGAGAAAAGGAAUAAGGUCAUUGGGUUUUUUAUUUCAUUAGUAGCCGUCUUUGCAGUUUUCUGUUAUUAUUCAAAUGGUAGAUGACAGCUUGCUGAGAAAUUUGACAAAGAAAUAUAUUCCCAAUUUCUCCUGCACAAUGCCAGAGCAUCACCAUGGUACAGUCACAUUGAUCUCAACAGGUUUUAAUGCUUCUGAAACCUUGGUUUUAUGUUGCCAAAAAAGAGCCACUGGGUGGAGCUGCAAGUCCAAAUGUGAGACAGGUAACUUCGCCUUCAGAUUAAGUGUUGCAACAGCUUUGGCUUUAACUGGUUUUAUAAGAAUUGAAAGGCUUGCCUAGACAGCAAGGUUGAUGCCUGAGCAUCCGGGUUUGUCCUCGGCUUGUGGCAUUUGGAUUUUGGGACUUUCCUCUAGGCUGGCUGCUUGCUGUCAUCUUUUUAUCUCCAUGUAGUCAUUUAAUCAAAAGAGACCUAGGAAAUUAUUUUGCCACUCAUAACCCAUUAAAAAUUAAUAAAAGUUCGGUUCCUAUUUUAAAAAAAAAAUAAUGAAAUAUGACAUUCUGACCUUUGAGAAAACCUGCCUAGGUACAACAGCUGAUGCUUUCAGUCCCAUUCAGAGCCUUGGGUACAUUUGUUUGAGGGAUUUGGAGCUACUGAAGAUACCAGCUGGGAUGCAUAGGGUUGCUCCUGCCCCACUACUGCCCCAGAGAUCAAUGUUAUAACAUUUCUUGCCUGCUUUCAGGAAUCUUGCUGGGAAACUCAUUAAGUUUUUUUAAAAAAAAAAAAACACACCAAAAAAACCCCCAUACCUAUCCUGCUCAUUAGCACCUAACAUUCUGAUGCUUAUUGAGAUGCAGAUGACAUGUAGGAUUAGGUGCAAGUAUUUUAGAUGGUAGUUAUGUGUACAGUCUUUCAAAAGGACCUGAAUUACUUAGCUACUCAGCUUUUUCCUAUACCUUCCCACCUCCCAAGCUUCAAAAAAAAAAAAAAAAAAAAAAAAAGGCAAGCAGAGGAUUCCCUUUCCCUGCUCAUGGUUGAAGUCAGAGGAAAGGCUUAGACAGCAAAGGCUCUGAGCUGUUUCCCAAAAAGAUGAGUAAGCUUCCUUUGGCUGCACUGCAUUUUGGCUCCUAAAAGCUAAUGCUGCUGCAGACUUCCUGUUAGAUCCUUGAUUUUUAUCAGAUUAUAACUUGUUUUCUCUUGGCAAUGCUUUACUUCUUUCUUUUGCACUGGGUUGUCAUUGGCUUUUCUGUUCAGGGUCUCAGCCCUAUUAUGUAACAGCAGCAGCAAAAAAAGAGAGGGAAAAAAUUUUUUUUCAGAUCUGUUUCUACUUCUGGAGAGGAGCCUUUGUGCACAAUUACUCAUCCAAGAGAUUCAGCAGGUAUAACUGCUUCCCCCAGGGGCUCCAUUAUAUAAUUGGAUUUCAGCCAUACAAAUUAAAUCCUAUCUUACCCCUUAGUUAAGCCAGGCAGUAAGUAUUUAAUGCUAAUAUCCCUGACAACUAUUGCAGGGAGCAGCAGAGAAGAAGCACAGAAGAGACGGAUGCAUACGCCGUCUACCAGCGGAGCAAGGAGAACGAGAAGAGAGUUCAUUGACAGAAAGACACCUGCUAUAUUUUUAAUCUGGUGAAACUUCCCCACUGCAAAUCAUGGCACCUGCUGGAGGAGCUGUCAGAGCUGGAACUUUGUUCUCUCCUGGUUUUCUGCCCUCCAAUGUUCCCACGUGUGCACUGAGCAUCCGUUUUCUCUCCCCCUCAACACACACACACCCCUGCCUUCCACCCACCCCUUCAAAGGGCUGCAUGCCUAACCUUGCUUGAGUUUCUAUGGAAGUCUCCGUUCUUGUGCAAUGUCUGAAAGAAGCAAGUUUAGUAAUAUUAAGACUCAAGCCAAACACACAACCGAGCAAAGAAUCCCCAAGUUAAAAAGAAAAUCUCAAUCUAGUUACUCACGCAUCUGCAUUUUCUAUUGCCUUCUGUCUUCUCCAGGCAUGUUUCUUUUAGACAAAGCCCUCUGGGCAGAGACCAUCUCUUUUGGUGUCUGGUACAUCAGUCACAGAGUUAGUACAUGGUAAUAAAGGAAAAUAGAUUCAUGGUAGGAGUCAAACCAGUCAGUCUGGUACCGUAAUUGGAACAUAAUCUCAUAUUGACAGUAUUUAACACAGGAUGUGCAGGAACAGAUGGCAGCAUGCCAGGCCUCAAUCAUUCAGCAAAUAUUGGAAAGAUAUUUUCUGAAUCCAGCCUCUGAACCUCAUCUCCAGUGUCAGAAGCCUUCCUUCCCCAAACUGGCCUAGAUCCACUCACCCACCCAGGAAAAAUCCCCAACAUAACCAUGUACUUUGGAGUUCGCAGCCACCCUGGCUUGUCCCUCUCUAAUAGCGUUUCUAGUGUUCAAUGUCUUAAUAAAUGUUUAGAGAGCGCUUGAAAAAGCAUCUGCCACGCGCUCCUGCGCCUCUGGGUACACUCGCCAGUCUUCGCCCUUACAAACAGCGAUCUUGCCCGUGACACAAAACAUGAAUCCCUGUGCAAGGUCUGCGUUAGGUAUGGCCCUCACCACACCAGUCUGCCUUUUCUUUCCUCUCUCUCAUCUUCACUUGUACAACUUCACUCAAUGGCGGCAAAACUUGCAAUAAAGAGUUGUUCUCUCCCCUAAGCCUGAAACAGCUACUUAGGGCAGGUAAAGCACAUUUAUGUCCAAGCUGCAUCUUAUCCCAGGGAGCUCUGUAGUGUGAGCGUGCGCACGUACUCAGCCCCUCCAAGGGCAUGGGUACUGCGCUUCCUAUAUCCUGCUACAGCAAGUUUAAAAUGAUUUUUCUCUAUUUUAGCAAUUAAUUUUCAUUAAUCAACUUGCUGUUCAAUGCUUCACUGUAAUUCACAAGUUUUAUGUAUUAUAUGAAUAAAAUUGCACAUAUAUUUUUA